CCGCCCUAAUUUUCCCUGAAUAGAAGGCUUCCCAGUUUUCUCUCUUUUUUUUUUUCGCUGGAUUUGGCAUUUUUCUUUGCUCCCCAUAAUCUCCUCUGGCGCUCGGCCUCAUCGUGAUCCCUUUCUCCUCUUUGAGGCGCUGGAGCCUACCCUAGGGAAUAUUUUGUGUUUCUCGAUCAAUCCAUCAAUCGCUCGAUCGCUCGCUCGCGGCGCGCUCUAGAGUCUUCUAGCGUCUUCUUUGCUCCGCUCUUCCAGUUCCAGCGGUCGCGUCGCGCCGGGCCGCGCGGCCUGUUCUUGGAUCUUCAAAGAAGAUUAUUAUGAUUCCUUGCAACGGCAACAGCAGCAGCAGCGGCGGCGGUGGCAACGGCAGCGAGGUGGAGGAAAGAUCGUCUUCGCAGGAAUCCCAGGGGGCGGUAGCGGCGGCGGGGAAUGUAGGAGGCGAGGGCGCGGAGGCGGCGGCGGCGAUCAGCUGUUUGGAGCUGGAUGCAUGGAUUAGGGACGACGAUGGCGCUAUUGACUGUAUGAUGAUGCUGCCCGAGGUGCCGCUCGACGGGGAUUCCACCAGCCCAGAGGAUUCCGGCAUGCACACCCAAGAUUGCUGCGAGCAAUUCGAGCACAAGCAGCACGAGGACGAGAUGAUCUUCUGUCGAUCCAGUUCCAGCUGCUCAUCGACCUUUCCGGAUUCCUGCGCCAAUCAAGAAACGCUCGAGCUUAGUAUCCCCGACGAUUUCUUCGGCGAUAGGCAGCAGCAGCACGACGAGGAGCGGCAGCGGCAGGCCGAGCAGCAGCUCCUCCCGCCGCUCACCGAGGCCAGAUCCGGCCACCAGUUUGCUCCUGAUCUCCGGAAGAUCAUCGUGAAGAAGCCGGUCAUGGACAAGGCGGUGGAGCGCCUGGGCGGCGGGCGGCGGGGAGCUAUGAGACUGUGGAACAUCAUCCAGGUGUGGUUGAAGCAUCAGCAGCAGCAGGGCGGUGGUGGAUCGAUGGAUGGUUUCUCGCUGCCGUUCGAGAAUUUCGGUGGCUUCAUGGACGUGCCCGUCCACAACCAGCAGCAGCAGCAGCAGCAGCAGCAGCAGCAUUUCCAGCACCCGGGAUUUCCAGUGGCUGGUGGAUUUGGUGGCGAGGCCGCCUCGACUGGUGGUGGUGGUGGUGGCCAGUUCUACGGGGACCCCAACGUUGUCCCCGGCCAGCACUUCUCCUCGGCGUAUCCGGAUGCUACCACCACCGCCGCGGACGUUGCUACUCCGCGAUCAAUGGCGACGGCUCCGAUCGCCAACUCGGCGUCCGCGGCGGCCACCACUCGGGCGGCUCGAAAGAGUAGAAUGGCUCGCCAGCGCCGCCACAAAGGUGGGUUUGGGGGCACUAGCCUUUCGCAUUCGCCGGUGGCCACCAGCGCUGGAGCUUGGUCCUCGGCCUCCACGGCGGGAUUUUUAGCCACCACGGCGACGGCGGCGACGAUCACCACGACCACCACUUCGAAUUCGUCACUAUCUUUGGCAACGACUCAUGGGGCUCUGGGAGCUCGUGAGCAGCAUCAACAUCAAUUCGGUACUUGUCGCGAUGGGAUCAAGGCACGAAUGAGUUGCGAUAAGAGCGUCAAGUUCUUGCUGCAAAAGGAGCUCAAGCCCAGCGAUGUGGGGAAUUUGGGACGGAUCGUCUUGCCAAAGAAGGAAGCCGAGAUCCAUUUGCCGUAUUUAAGCUUGAGGGAAGGCAUCAUGCUGGCGAUGGAGGAUGUACUGACAGCCCAGACGUGGCACUUUCGCUACAGAUUUUGGCCUAACAACAAGAGUCGCAUGUAUCUUCUGGAGGGCACAGGUGACUACGUCAAGUCGCAUCUGCUCAAAGAGGGCGACUUGAUACAAAUAUAUCGAGACGCAAAGACUGGAAAACAUAUCAUCUGUGCGAAGAAGUUCGCUGCCAGGCCAGUGACACCAGCGGCAGAGACAACCACGACCACCACGUCGAGCAAGCUCGAAGAUGACUGCCUGAGCGGGGCUUCCACCGUCUCGGACUCCUCCAAGGACGCUCCUCCGGUCGAGCAGCAGCGUCCUGGAUCGAGAGCUUGCGUGAAGAAGAGGAAGGUGACGAAGCCUACAGUCAGUGUGGGAGCUCCAGUGGCAGCAAACAGUGGCGGUGGUGGUGGUGUCGGUGGUGUCGGUGGUGGUGAUGAGAUUGAGAGGUUCCCAAGCAUUGAGAUGGAGGAUGAGUUUAUCGACGAGAUCUUGGGAAUGGUAGAUGCGGAAGAACCGAGUAGUCCCGAGAGCUGCAAGGAAGACGACUAAACAGGCUACAAGAACAGGAAACCAUAGAAAACCAUAGAAAACAAUGCAAGAAGAAACAAAUGUCCAAUUUUGCAUAUAAAAAGAGGCAGUAAACUGCAAAAACUUUUGUAUAGAAA
Molecule: messenger RNA, 2395 nt
Organism: Selaginella moellendorffii
Lineage: Eukaryota; Viridiplantae; Streptophyta; Lycopodiopsida; Selaginellales; Selaginellaceae
Product: regulatory protein viviparous-1
Exons: 6
Coding region: 318-2279 (653 amino acids)
Molecular function (GO): DNA binding; DNA-binding transcription factor activity
Source: RefSeq, a predicted model, not a curated record